Messenger RNA from Phalacrocorax carbo (great cormorant), 5365 nucleotides. The record is from RefSeq and is a predicted model, not a curated record. Lineage: Eukaryota; Metazoa; Chordata; Aves; Suliformes; Phalacrocoracidae.
CGUCCCUCCCCGCCCCUCGCCGCCUCUCCCUCCCUCCCUCCGGCUGGGGGCGGCCGGGUCCGCGAUCGCCGGAAUCCCAUUCCUCCUCCCUCGGUGCAUGGUCGCGGCGGGAGCCGGCGAGGGCGAGCCCGGCGGGGCGCGGGCCGGAGGCGGCGGCAGGAGCGGAGCCCCAGCGCGUAGGAGCCGCCAGUGCCCGGCGGAGGUAUUGCCAGGUGUCUGAAGUGGUUGACUAAGACCUAAAGACUUGGGACAGUGGUGUGUGAUGUCAAACAGUGGGCAGUCCUUGCAACCUCCCCUGCCAGCCUGCAGCAUCAUGUGCCAGUAUGAAUAUUAAGACAGAAAAGUAUACUUCAGAGCUCAGCAUCCCAGAAAGAAAAAAGGAGGAACUAAACAGAGAGAACAAAUGACUGCACUGCUUGCAAAACUUGGGGCCGUUCACUUUUUCUCCUGAGAAAUUUUAUCUUGGCCUUUGUGAGAGAGCUGAAAGAGCAGGCAGAGCAGCCACAGUGAUUUUCUUUGGGUCCUUUUUUUCUUUCUUAAUUUAAUUUUUUCCAUCUUGUGCCUGGAUUUUAAGACUGUCAGCUGCACUGAUCACAAGCACUGGACAUCAAUAUGUGUCAUGUCAUUGUAACGUGUCGGUCAAUGCUAUGGACUCUCCUGAGUAUUGUGGUGGCUUUUGCAGAGCUCAUUGCUUUUAUGAGUGCAGACUGGUUGAUUGGCAAAGCAAAGCCUUCAAGCUCUGAGGAUGUGGACAACAGAACAGGGGGGUCACAGGAGCCUUACCAUCCGACGCUGGGCAUCUAUGGGCGCUGCACCAGAAUAUCCCACAUGCAGCUUUCUAGACGAGACACGCUUUGUGGUCCUUACGCCGAAAACUUCAAUGAGAUUGCCAGUGGGUUCUGGCAGGCAACCGCUAUUUUCCUAGCCGUGGGAAUCAUGAUUCUCUGUGCCGUGGCAUUUGUGUCUGUCUUUACUAUGUGUGUGCAGAGUAUUAUGAAGAAAAGCAUUUUUAAUGUCUGUGGACUGCUACAAGGGAUUGCAGGCCUCUUCCUUAUCUUAGGCUUGAUACUUUACCCUGCAGGUUGGGGAUGCCAGAAGGCAAUAAGCUAUUGUGGACCUUACGCUUCUGCUUAUAAACUAGGAGACUGCUCCUUGGGCUGGGCUUUCUACACAGCGAUUGGUGGCACUAUUCUGACGUUCAUCUGUGCGGUCUUCUCGGCGCAAGCUGAAAUAGCCACAUCCAGUGACAAAGUGCAAGAAGAAAUAGAAGAAGGAAAAAACCUUAUCUGCCUCCUUUAAGUCCAGUGGGGAAAAAUACCAGCACACGGAUCUUAAUCUGCUUUCCAUUAACUGGAGAAGCAGAUGCGCUUACCUGUUUCUACCAUUUGUAUGAUUGAGCCCCAUGCAUUCCAGCCUCGAACUACUGAAAUGGUGUUUCUUCCUUGCUGGGCAAUGAGGAUCAGAGAAAGGAUCCCAGGAAAGCAGAAUGUAAAUACUUGGGGAUAUUUUAGUUUCAUUCUAUGGUCAGGACACAGUAGAAUAUAUUAAUCUGACUGGGGAGGUGAGGAAUCGUAUAUAUAGCAGGAAUGUUGUUGUUGUAACUGACAAAUUCUGAUUGAUCAGAUUGCCUUACCCACCUUGGUCACUUUGAAGAAUUUGCAUUAAAAAUAAUAAAAGCCAGCACAUUUUAUUUUUUUUUAUUAUGCAGAAGAGAAGCCUAUUUUAAUUAGGCUGUGUUUCCAAGGGCUCCCCUCACCUGUGAAUAUUUCACCACCACCUGGUUUGGUACCAUACUUUUCAUUAAGGUGCUUUUUGAUACUGAACUUCCUUAAAGUACAGUGCCUUCUCAGAUAGUAAGUAUAUGUUGGAGAGAGCAAAGUCAACGUGACACAGUUUGCACCAAUCUUUGAGCAUUUAAAAAGUUGAGGUUGAGUCCCUGCCAAGUUUCUUAGUCUGGAAACUUAGAGCGCAAGGUGUGUGCCACUUGUUGCAGGUAGAUUAUUUUGAUUCCAUUGACUAGACAGAAAGCUCUAGUUACACUGGCUUUCCCCUGAUUAUGAUGGAAUCGUUUGAAAUAACCAGUGUUAUUACAGCCUUCAUUAAAACUCCUGAAAUCUCAGGCAGAUGACAACUCCCCACAGGACAGCUAGGCAUUAUCUUGUGAAUGUCAACAGCCUGGCCUGGGCUGUAGCCUCUCCUACAACUGUAGAUCGCACAUUGGACUUUCAACAGUAGUAUUCUUUCUUUUGCCAGUGAAACCUCAUUUCUGGUCCACAGAUCAGUCUGUCUCGUGACCCAGAGCCACAUGAGUCCUUAAGAUAUCUACAUCUUUCAGAAAGUCUUACCAAACUCUACAUGGCUGGGAAGAUCUUUUACCUUUUUUUUUUUUUUUUUAACCGCAUGUACUAUGGACCCUUUUCCCGCCAAGUCAGCAGAAAUAAAACAGACCUUGCCACAAAUGACAGUCCUUUCUCAAAGGCGGUUGUAUUUUUUGGGAUAUUGCAUCACUUAUUAGAACUACUUCUGAAAACAAAUUUAAAAGGUAUUUAAAAAAACAAAGGAAUGAUGCAACUGUGCCAUAGGAGGAUUGGGGAUAAUUUAUCUGAGCAGUAGUUCUAGUGAAUUACUAGGUGAAUUUUAGAUGCCUCUUCCUGGCAGUUUAACAUCAUCCAAUGGGUGUUGCUCUCCAUCACCUCACUGUAUAAUACAGAGCAGAGAUUCUUGUUUAUGCUUAGUCAGUCCCUUAAAGCAUGCCAUGAGGAUUUUUUUUUAAUAGGUAUUAAAAAAUCAUUGUUACGGUAUAGGUAGACGGCUAAUUUCAGUACACCGCUGAAGUCAUUCACAAUACGAGAGCUGUCCAGCAGUCAUGACUGCCAACCCAGGACCGGCCUCGAGCCUGGGUGAACACUAGCAGUGGUGAACGCUCUGGUCCUGCUGCACAGCAUGGGCACCGCCUCAGCCUGGCCCAUCUAUGGAGCAAAGUGGGCCCGGCUGCACAGGUCCGUGCCCAGCGCACCCUCAGGCCAUGUGCCAGAUGGAUACAGAGGUGAUCGCCGAGCCACCACACACAAGGUCAACUUCUGCCAGUGUUAAAAAGGGAUUGUUUUAAUCUCGCCUCAUCUUGCAUUCACGUGCUCCCACAACCCAUGCCCACCAUAUUCUAGUUUAAAAUGGGUAAUUCACUUUUCUUUUAAAUAUCUGCCACAUCUGCCAACUGCCUGCACAAAGCAAGUUCUUAACAAGUCAAAAUUACUAGUACGAAGUGGUGCCCGAGGACAAAACUCACAGCCAGCACAUCCUGUCCACACAGUCUUUCCCCAUACGCAGCCUCUGAAGGGCACGUGCUUGGCUUGUACCUCAGAUCCAGCACAGCUGCUCCUUCCGGCGUUCCUCCUCAGCCCUCGCUGGCCUGUGCGCCACAGAGGCCAGGCCACCAGCCCAGCUCUGCUCCUCGGGGCUCCGGCUGGGGAAGUGGGGCUGGGAGAGUAAGCAUAGCCUAUGCAUCAGCUGAAAAUUACGUCUAAGAGUGACAGUUUUAGCUUUUCUUAGGUAGGUAGCAAUCCAAUGUCCACAUCGCCGCUGCCAACAAACCUUGACAUCAUAGCAGGGUGAUAAAUGCUGCUUUUGCUUGAGCGCUCAGUUAGUCAGAAUACAGUCAGGUCUUCCAAAAGGUAUAAAGGGCAUAUGCUGCUUCGGCUUAGAAGUAAACAAUGACCAACCUUCAUUUACAUUACUAGCUGACCUCUGCUGUGAUCUACAGAACGCUUAAAAAUUUUAAAUAGUGGGGUUUUUUUUUAAGAUCAAAGGAGAAAUUUUCAGUGGUGUGUUUUGCUUUUGUUUGUGUUUGUAACCAAGAAGAACCAGCUUUUCUGCUUGUUGCUGGAAUACUAUCACCUUAGUCUGCCACAACAUAAUCCGCUAACAACUUGCAAGAAUAGCCAUGUUCAUCACAUAGCACAAAUAGAAGACAGGCUGGGAAGAAAUACAGAAAUUUUUUAAAAAAAAAAAUCAGAAUUUCUUUUCUCAGGGUUCUGUUUUUCUAGCAAGUGGUAAGAUGGUAUAGAUUGCAGACUUCCCACCCCCUCACCCUCUCCAGCGAGGAUUUCAGGUGUAGAGCACACUCAUUAAAUUUUACAGCUGUUUAAAGUUGUGCCUGAAGUUCACCUCAGCAGUAGCUUUCAAAAAUAUUAAAAAAAAAAAGAAAAAAUAAAAUUUAAAAAAAAGAUAAAUCAGCUUAAAGCUAAUUUAAUUAACUUCAUGGCAGGGCUGCAGAAGAGUGUAACUGCUUCUUAAUGUACAUGCACUGCAUAGGAUCUAGAAGAAUUUGCUGUGGAUUCUUUAAAACCUGUGUGCCAAUCAGUUCAGUUUAACUUUGUUUUUGUGGUAUUGAAGACUUCUUCAAACAUCUGUGGUUUGAAUUCCUAAAUUUGUAAAGUGCCAUAGACCUUCCUUUCUUUUUAAAAAUUGUAGCAUAUUUAAAAUAUAUAUAUAUAUAUAUAUAUACACAAACUUGUGUGAGAUGUGCAAUAGCAGGAAUGGGUUUUGUUGUGGGAUUGUUUUUGGUUUUGGAAUGUUUUUUCUUUUUUUUUCCCCCUUCUUAGUUUUUGCUUUUGAACAAGGUAUUUGAAAAGGGACCGCCCAGGGAAGAAAUGGCUGGAGUUUUGGUUGUGUGAACAAACUAAAGCAUAGAGUAAUGCAGUAGAAUCACUGAUUUUGAAGAUUAAUACAGCAGUAGUAAUAGCAGAUUAAAGAUUUAAGAGAAGUCUCUUCUAGACUGAUUUUUAAUACUCAGAUCUAUAUAAUACAGACAAUUCAAAUGUGAAGCUCUCUCCAUCUCUGGCAAUAUACGAUCUAACAGCUGAAAAGCUCAGCAAGGUUUCUUACUGUGCUUUAUUUAUAGGUGUGGCACUGCAAAAAAACAUUGCUACUGAGCUACUUCUGGGUUGUCUAUGUCACCUUUGUAUCUGUUUCAAUCAAUAAAAGUUCUCUGGAUUCUGCAAUAUUUUUUUCAGCUGAGUCAUUUCCAUUUCACAUUGUUAUCCCACAUCAGAGUGUCUCACAUCCUAGUGGUAAGCAGAGAGGAGUUCAAGCCUUCCUUGGAAGCAGUGGGCGCUGGUGCCUGCCUCAAGGACAGGACAGAGCCCGACAGAAGCAGAGCAUGGCAGCAACACGUGCACCACAGCCGCUUUGUAUAGGAAGAGCAGCUGUGGCAAGCCAGCUAGCGUAGAUUUUGAGCCAUGGUUUAUUUGUGGUACUGUUUUUCUGUUCUUGACUCACCACUAUGUACAUUUGUUAGCAUGAAUGAUGUACCUAAUGUGUUAUUUUUAAUCUAAAUUUCAAUUAAAACGUGAGUUUUCAAACUUUA